AGUCACUAUCAGAGGAAGUAAUGGAGGCGACGUUCGUCGUGGUCGGAGGCGGAAUUGCUGGAGUCACCUGCGCGGAAACGCUGGCCUUCUACGAACCCGACGAAAGUAUAAUACUAUUAAGUCAAUCUUCUUUAAUCAAGUCAGUCACUAAUUUGCUAGCUAUCACGCAGACAUUAACGCGUUUCGAUAUUGAGGAGAAACACAUGAACACUUUAAGUGAUAAGCAUCCUAAUGUAACGGUCAUACAAGAUAGUUUAAUUGAGAUUUUGGAUGAAUGUAACGUGGUGAAAACGAUGGGCAAUAAGAGGAUCAAGUAUAAAUAUCUGUGCUUGUGCUUGGGGGCUAGGCCGAAAUUGAUCGCCGAUAAUAAUCCUUAUGUAAUCGGGAUCAGAGACACGGAUUCUGUGGAGCAGUUCUUGGCGAAAUUGGGGAAGUCCAAGAGGGUUGUCAUCGUCGGAAACGGUGGGAUCGCAUCGGAAUUGGUUUAUAAGAUGGAGAAGAUCCACGUGGAUUGGGUCAUAAAGGAUGACCAUAUUUCCGCAACGUUCAUAGAUCCUGGAGCCGCGGAAUUUCUAAGAACUCGACUACAAAAGACGUCGGAUUUUGGACCUUCCAAGAGAAUGCGGUACGAAUGCGAUGGUAACGUGAAGAGGGCUGGUGCUGCGUUGGGUCCUGAUUGGUACAAGCAUUUGGAGAUCCAAGGAGGCAUAGAAGACUGUUUCUCGGAACAAGUCCAUAUUCACUACCAGACGGAAAUCGUUGAGGUUUCCGUGAACGAAGCGAACGAAUUCGCUGUAGAGGUGACCUUGAAUAACGGUGGUAAAAUACAGUGCGAUUUCAUAGUUUCAGCUACAGGAGUCGAACCUAUGUCCGAUUUUAAGAUAACCACCGCUUUGGAAUUGUCCGAGGAUAAAGGUAUUAAAGUCGACGAGUUCAUGCAGAGUUCUGUGAAGAACAUCUACGUGGCCGGUGAUUUGUGCACGGCCGAUUGGGAACACGCGAAGCAAUGGUUUCCUAUGAAGCUGUGGACGCAGGCCAGACAGAUGGGAUGCUACGCCGCGAAAUCCAUGUCUUCCGCCAAUAAAGACGAGGUGGUUCUUCAAGAUUUCUGCUUCGAGCUCUUCACUCACACCACCAAGCUGUUCGGGUAUAAAGUGGUGCUUCUUGGGUUGUACAACGGGCAGAAGCUUGGUAAGAACUACGAGAUCAUCUUUAGGAUGACGAAAGGAGUGGAGUACAUCAAGUUGGUCCUGUUGGAUGGUCGUCUUCACGGCGCCGUACUCAUAGGUGAGACCGACUUGGAAGAGAUGUGCGAGAACUUGAUCCUCAAUCAGAUAGAUUUGUCUAGUUUUAAAGAAGAUUUACUUAAUCCUGAUGUAGAUAUAGAGGAUUAUUUUGAUUAAAAACGUAUAAAUUUAAAA
This is a messenger RNA of Nicrophorus vespilloides, 1421 nucleotides long. RefSeq names its product pyridine nucleotide-disulfide oxidoreductase domain-containing protein 1 (gene Pyroxd1). Gene Ontology annotation, molecular function: flavin adenine dinucleotide binding; oxidoreductase activity. NCBI's taxonomy places the organism in Eukaryota, Metazoa, Arthropoda, Insecta, Coleoptera, Silphidae. The coding region runs from base 21 to 1403 and encodes 460 amino acids. The record is from RefSeq and is a predicted model, not a curated record. The transcript has a single exon.